AUGCACAGAGCGCCCGGCUUCCGCGGCUUCACCGAGAUCGCCUGGCGGCCCGACCCGCCGUGGGAGGCCAAGAUGGACCCCGCGUCGGGCCGGCCUUUCUACCACAACACGCAGACGGGCGAGACGACCUGGACCGCGCCGACUUCGAACCAGAACGUCGGCGUCACGAUGGACGGCACAGGCGGUGAUGCGUCGAAGCUGCAGAUUCCGAUGCCUGACAAAGAGAAGGAGCCCGAGCGGUACGCGGCCUGGGAGAAUUUGAUGGGCCACCUGAAAAGUGGCGGGAAUAAGGGUGAUGGUAUGUGCGGCGACUUCCAGAGGGGCAAUUGUACGAGAGGGGCGAACUGCAAGUUCAGCCAUGGGGACAUCCCGACGCGAGGCACGCAAGCCACAGACUCCAAAGGCGUGAACAUGUGCAACGACUUCCUGAAGGGCGAUUGUUUUAGAGGUGCUAGGUGCAAGUUCAGUCACGGCGACGACCCGAAGAACCAGACGAUCGGGACCGGUUUAAAUCCGCAGGAGGCCUAUGGUCCGAGAGGUGGCGGCGGCCCGGGCGGUGGCUACGGCGGAGGGUAUCAAGGAGGCUACGGAGGCGGGCGCGGAGGGUACGGGGGAGGGUACGGCGGACCGGGAGGGCCGCCGCGCGGCGGCUACGGCGGCGGUUAUCCGAGGGACUCGCGCGACGACUACCGCGACCGGCGGGACCGCGGUUCUGAUGAUCGGCGGCGGCGCUCUCGCUCUCGCUCGCGCGGGCGCCGGCGCGACGACCGGUCGCGGUCCCGGGGCCGCCGGCGCGACGACCGCGACCGGGACCGGGACCGGUCUGGGGGGCAGCGCUAG
This is a messenger RNA of Pelagomonas calceolata, 840 nucleotides long. NCBI's taxonomy places the organism in Eukaryota, Pelagophyceae, Pelagomonadales, Pelagomonadaceae. The record is from the annotation of a GenBank genome assembly.